This is a messenger RNA of Antechinus flavipes (yellow-footed antechinus), 4345 nucleotides long. Its product is annotated as solute carrier family 5 member 4-like. NCBI's taxonomy places the organism in Eukaryota, Metazoa, Chordata, Mammalia, Dasyuromorphia, Dasyuridae. Gene Ontology annotation, molecular function: D-glucose:sodium symporter activity. The record is from RefSeq and is a predicted model, not a curated record. Gene Ontology annotation, biological process: sodium ion transport; transmembrane transport. Gene Ontology annotation, cellular component: plasma membrane.
AUGAGAUUAAAGGGUAUGCACAGUUUAUUAGCCCUUUGGCAUGGUACCAUAUUCCUCUCCAGAAUGAUGGGAUUCAUUCACAACUCCACCGACAAUGCAUCACUGUCCAGUUUUCCCACAUCCCCUCCAACAUUCAUCAUUAUCUUUUCCUGUCAUUUUAGCCUAUCUGACAGGUGUGUAGUGGUAUCUCAGAGUUGUCUUGAUUUGCAUUUCUCUGAUCAAUAGUGAUUUGGAACACUGGGUCCCCUUUAUUUUCAGUAUCCUCCCUUUUCCUUGUUUUUUUGCCAUGUUGCUUAACAUCAGGUUUAUGGCAUUAAAAAUUAAGUGACUUGCUCAGGGUCACACAGUCAGUUUGUCAGAGGCAGACCUUAACCCAGAUCUUCCUCUUUCUAGCUAUGCUGGUGUAUCAUAAUCAUUAUUAUCAUAACAAUAAAUAUUUUUAUUGUCACUAUUAUUAAAACUCAGCAUUUAUAUAGCGCUGUAAGAUUGCAAAGUGCUUUAUAUCAUGCCAUUUAAUUAGGGGGCAAAUAGACACACCCGAAGAUAAAGAGAAUGUCCAAUAUACUCGGUAGGCACAUUGGUGAAGGGCCACGUGAAGAACGCCCUGCCAGAAGUGGACUGAUAAGCUGGAGAAUGGCCAGAGAAGGCCGCAGGGAUGGGGAAGGGUCACUGAAAGAAAUGGCCGCGCUUAGACUGGAGAAGACAAAGAUCAGGGAGGCCCUGAGAGCUCAAGGAUCUUCGAGGCUGCCGCGAGGAGGAGGGAUCCGCUUUGCACAGGGAGGAGGGAUCAGAGUUGCUGCCACAAAAAAAAAAAAAAAAAAAAGAGUUGCUGCCACAGGGACGAGGGAUCAAUGUUGCCCCACCAGGCCCCAGGGCGCCCCCCAGAGAGCCGGGGUAAAGCUACACAAAGGCUGAUUUGGGCUUGCUAUUGGGAAGAACUUCCUGACUCGGAGGAGCGGGUCCCAGAGAGGAAGGGGCUGCCCCCAGGGGAGGUGGGGGGGCAGAGGCUGGAGGUUUAGGGGCUCCUCGAUCUCUCCCAUAGUUAACCAUGGGGGGAGGGGCCGGGCCGUGCUCUGAGGGCUCCCUCCCUUGGAGCUCCCUGUGGCCUCCUCUCCCCCGGGAGGUACCGACUGCUGCGGGCCGAGGAGAGAUGUGGCCGGACGGCCUCGGCUCCUCCCUGACUCAGCCCCGCGGGGAGCGAGCCGGGAGGGAACGUCCUCUCCCCUCUGGCUGCCCAGUUUCGCUCCCCGCCUCGCCCCCCACUUCUCCAGCGCGUGCCUGGGGAACUCCCGCUCCCCUCCGCAGCUCCGCGGACGGACCCUUUUCUCCCGCGGCUGGGGGAGCUCCCCCUUCCUCCCCCCUUUCCUCCAGGGCAUGGAAAGCCCGGCUCCCCACACCUGGGCCCCCUCCCCUCUCUGCCCUUCCUCACCCCCUCCGGCUUCUGCCUCCUCCUCUGGCCGGCCUCCUCUGAGCCCUCCCCCUCUCUGCCCUCCCCUGGGCCGGCCGGGGCUGAUCAUUAACGCGGACGGCAGCCGGAGCCGCGGCCCGGGCGCCGGCAAGAAGCAGGCGGCGAGCCCCGGACAGCACCCGACGGCCGCUCCGCCGCUUCUGCCAUGGACGGCCCCGUGAGCCCCAGCGCGCCCGCCGGCACCCCCGCGCCCCCGCUGCCGUCGGACCGCAUCAAGAACGCCGCCGACAUCUCCGUCAUUGUCAUCUACUUCGUGGUGGUCUUGGCCGUGGGGCUGUGGGCCAUGCUGAAGACCAAUCGCGGGACAGUGGGAGGUUUCUUCCUGGCUGGCAGGGACAUGGUGUGGUGGCCGAUUGGCGCCUCUCUUUUUGCCAGUAACAUCGGCAGUGGCAGUUUCGUGGGCCUGGCAGCCGGCGCAGCCUCAGGGAUUGCCGUGACCGUGCUCGAGACAAAUGGCUUGCCAUUGCUGCUGGUCCUAGGUUGGAUCUUUGUCCCCAUUUACAUCAAAGCAGGGGUGGUGACCAUGCCCGAGUACCUGAAGAAGAGGUUUGGAGGGAAGAGGAUUCAGAUCUACUUCUCUGUCCUUUCCCUGUUCUCAUCCGUGGCCAUGAGGAUCUCGGCAGACAUGUUCUCAGGAGCCAUCUUCAUCAAUGUGGCCCUUGGCUUGGAUCUCUAUGUAGCCAUCUUCAUCCUGUUGGUCAUCACGGGGAUCUUCACUGUUGCGGGUGGCUUAGCCUCUGUGAUCUACACGGACACCCUGCAGACGGUCAUCAUGCUGGUCGGAUCUUUCAUCCUCACUGGCUAUGCUUUUGCAGAAGUGGGAGGGUUUGAGGCUUUCGUUGAGAAAUACAUGAAAGCCAUCCCAUCUGUCAUCACGGACAAGAAUGUAACUCUGAACCCAGAAUGCUACACCCCCAAAGCAGACGCCUUCCACCUCUUCCAGGAUCCCAUCACUGGGGAACUGCCAUGGCCGGGAAUCAUUAUCGGAAUGAACCUCGUCUCUCUUUGGUACUGGUGCACGGACCAGGUGAUUGUUCAGCGGUGUCUCUCCGGGAAGAACCUGUCCCACGUGAAGGCGGGCUGCAUCUUGUGCGGCUACCUGAAGCUGCUGCCCCUCUUCCUCAUGGUGAUGCCUGGGAUGAUCAGCCGGAUUCUGUACCCAGAUGAAAUCGCUUGUGCCGUGCCUUCAGAGUGCGAGAAAUACUGUGGUACCAGCAUUGGCUGCACCAACAUGGCCUACCCGAAGCUGGUGGUAGAACUCAUGCCCCAGGGACUUCGGGGAUUGAUGUUGUCAGCCAUGUUGGCGUCACUCAUGAGCUCCCUCACCUCCAUCUUCAAUAGUUCAAGCACACUAUUCACCAUUGACAUUUAUACCAAAAUUCGAAAGCAAGCAUCGGAGAGAGAGCUCCUGUUAGUGGGAAGGUUGUUCAUCAUCGUCCUGAUUGCCCUCAGCAUCGCUUGGAUCCCAUUAGUCCAGGUGGGUCAAAAUGGUGAACUCGUCCAGUAUGUGGAAUCGAUAUCGAGCUACCUCGGGUCCCCCAUUGCAGCUGUGUUCCUGCUGGCCGUCUUUUGCAAGAGAGUUAAUGAGCAGGGAGCUUUCUGGGGACUGAUGUUUGGACUUGUGGUCGGCCUAACUCGUAUGAUUGCUGAGUUUGUCUACGGGACAGGCACUUGUAUGGCCCCCACCCAGUGUCCCAAGAUCAUCUGUGGAUGGCAUUUCUCCUAUUUUGCCAUCGUCCUCUUCACAUUGACAGUCUUGGUUGUACUUGGUAUCUCUCUAAUGACAAAACCUAUUCCUGAUAUACAUCUGCACCGCCUCUGCUGGGCUCUCCGCAAUAGCCAGGAAGAGCGCAUUGACCUGAAUCCCGAGCAGUAUGGACAAGAGGAAGCUGGAGACCAGGAGGAAAAUGAUGGCCCUGAGGAAUCUCCAGGAUGCAUCAAGAGGAGCUGGAAUGCGUUCUGUGGGCUGGAGCCAAAAAAAGGCCCCAAGCUGACCAAGGAGGAAGAGGCCGCCCUGCAGAAGCGGCUGACGGACACGUCUGAAAACCCUUUUUGGAGGAACGUGGUGAACGUCAACGCCAUCUUGGUCAUGACCGUGGGCGUCUUCUACCAUGCUUAUUUUGCCUGAGUUCUGGCUGGAGUUUCAGAGCAGGUCAACCAAGCCUGGAACACCAACCUUCCUCUUCCCUCUUAGCCCUUCACUGGGCUGGAAGGAUAGCAAACAGGUAUAAUUGGAAACAAUGAAGGGGAAGAAAAAAGAAUAAAAAGAAGAGAGGGAGAAUAAGAAAGAGAGACAUGUAGAAUCUCAGGGCCCAAAAGGAAGGCUCUCAGAGACAUCUGAUCCAGCUCAUCUCUGAUCAAGGAUCCUCUCUACACUCCCAGUGAGUGUCCAUUCAGCCUUUACUUCAUGACAUAAGUAAUGGAAAACGCACUACUGACCAAAGCAGCCUUUCAGAAAACUAACAGGAGCAACAUUUGGGCCUCCUUUCAAUUCUAAAUCUGUUUCUUGGUCACUUCCAGCUAUAAACCUGGUUUUCUUCUCUGAGGCUCAGGAAGAAUAAUGUCUCACUACCCAUAAGAAUCAUCCAAUUAUGAGAUUCUAUUAAAAAAUCAGCCCUCAUAUAAAAAUUAGGGAGCCCUCACCUCGUGUUUUAUUUUAUAUUUUAACUUUCUUUUUUAUUUAAGCUUUUUAUUUUCAAAACAUAUCCAUGGAUAAUUUUUCAAAAUUGACCCUUGCAAAACCUUGUGUUCCAAAUUUUCUCUCCCUUUCCCCUCCUCCCUCCCCUAAAUGGUGUUAAAUCCAUCAGCUCAUGUUUUAAAUAGAAGAUCUGUGAUACUACAAAAUUGUUAUCUCAAAUAAAUCUGACACCCACCAAA